AUGAUAGGAUUAAUAUUAAAUCAUAGGGACAUUAUUAAACUUCUGAUUUCACGUGGGGCAGACAUCAACAUGCAGCAAUCGGGUGGACUUUCUGCCAUUCAUCUUGCAAUAUUAUCUAAUCGUAGAGGAAAUACUAAUGAAGGUGCUUUAUCUGUAGAAAAAUUAUUUGGACUCCAUUAUUCCAAAGAUUUUGUUAAUGAAAGUGAAGCCAAAGAUUUGAUUGAACUUCUACCUUCAAAUGGUGCAAAUGUCAAUGCAAAGAAUGACAAUGGACUUACACUUCUUCAUAUGGUAUCAUUAAAAUCUACUAAAGAAAUUGCUGAAAUAUUAAUUUCUCAUGGUGCUGAAAUCAAUCCUUUAACUAAAAAUGGACUGACUCCUCUUGAUAUUGCUGUUGGAUGUGAAAAAAUAGAUUAUGAAAUAUUCCUUAGACUUCGCAAAGCUAAAAUGGAUUACCAAUAUUAUCUUGAUUCCUUCCAAGAAGCAAGCAAAAUAGUGGCUUUCUUAAAAUUGAAUGGCGGAAAAGCUAAUUCUGGGGAUAUUAGAAUGACAGCAUUUUAUAAUGUUUCUUAUUAUUUAAAUGAUUAUAUGAUGUAA
This is a messenger RNA of Trichomonas vaginalis G3, 597 nucleotides long. Its product is annotated as spectrin binding. NCBI's taxonomy places the organism in Eukaryota, Parabasalia, Trichomonadida, Trichomonadidae. The transcript has a single exon. Gene Ontology annotation, molecular function: protein binding. Gene Ontology annotation, cellular component: nucleus; cytoplasm. Bases 1 to 597 code for a protein of 198 amino acids. The record is from RefSeq and is a predicted model, not a curated record.